CAUCCACCGUAGCCUCCAGCGAGUUGGUCUGGUGGAUGGUGGGAAGGUGGAGGCACAGCGAUCGCCAAUCGUCAAAUGCACAUUCGCAGUCGCUAUUAUAUCGUGUUCGUGCGUAUAACAUUCAUAUCUAGUCCCUCGUUCACGUGUUUUAUAUUUUUUUUAGCACACUCUUUGACCAUUUAAUUUCACAUAUCGGGGGGUAGCAUCGGAUACAAAAUCGAUACCUAACAGACGGUUUUUUUGUUGAUACUGAACUUUUAUGUUUCGCCAAAUCAAUUUUCGAAUUCGACUUUCUUAAUAAAUGUGUCUUUUUGGAAAUAAUUUUAAGAGUGAAUUGUACUGCAUUGACGGGAUAUAAUCUUUACUUUAUGGGAAUUUGACGGUAAUAGAAAAAAAUUGAAACAGGUUACGCAGUGAAAUGUACAAAAUAUGCGUCGUGCUAGCAGUAGUAGCGUUUUAUCCAGGAAGUGAAGUGACUGCCUUAGAAAAUGGACUCGCCAGGACACCACCCAUGGGAUGGCUCGCUUGGGAGAGGUUCCGUUGCAAUACCGACUGCAAAAACGACCCUGACAACUGUAUCAGUGAAAAUUUAUUCAGAACAAUGGCUGACAUUCUCGUGAACGAGGGAUACGCCAGCACAGGAUACGAAUACAUUAAUGUAGACGAUUGUUGGUUAGAAAAGGACAGAAACGUUUAUGGGGAAUUAGUUCCAGAUAGAACGAGGUUUCCUAGAGGAAUGAAAUCAUUGGCUGAUUAUGUACACGGAAAGGGUUUAAAAUUCGGUAUAUACGAGGACUACGGUAACUAUACGUGUGCUGGUUAUCCCGGCGUGUUGGGAAGUCUUCAAAGGGAUGCAGAAACUUUCGCUUCUUGGGAUGUGGAUUAUGUUAAAUUGGACGGAUGUUAUGCUCAUCCCAGGGAUAUGGAUCGAGGAUAUCCAGAAUUUGGAUUUCAUUUGAAUAGGACGGGCAGGCCGAUGAUCUACUCAUGCAGUUGGCCCGUGUAUCAGAUAUACGCGGGAAUGCAACCGAAUUUUUCCUCCAUCAUCCAACAUUGUAAUAUGUGGAGGAAUUUCGACGAUAUUCAAGAUUCGUGGUCGAGCGUCGAGAGCAUAAUCGAUUAUUACGGAAAUAAUCAAGACAUAUUAAUUCAAAAUGCCGGCCCGGGACAUUGGAACGAUCCAGAUAUGUUGAUCAUAGGAAAUUUCGGACUGAGCUACGAACAGAGCAAAACCCAAAUGGCCAUUUGGGCCAUUUUGGCGGCACCCCUUUUGAUGUCGGUAGAUUUAAGGACCAUAAGGCCAGAGUACAAAGCCAUAUUACAAAAUAGGAAAAUUAUAGCCGUAGACCAAGAUCCGCUUGGUAUACAAGGACGGAGAAUAUAUAAACAUAAAGGAAUAGAAAUUUGGUCGAGGCCUAUUACUCCGCUAUACCAAAGUUACUUUUCGUAUGCCAUAGCUUUCGUUAAUAGAAGAACUGACGGAACACCUUCGGAUGUAGCAGUAACUCUUAAAGAGUUGGGUUUAACUUCGCCAACGGGAUAUAGAGUAGAGGAUUUAUAUGAAGACGUCGAUUACGGAGUGCUGUCGCCGCAAACCAAAAUCAAAGUAAAAGUGAAUCCAUCAGGCGUGGUGAUACUGAGAGCAGACGUCCAGGCAGACUUUAACAGAAGAAUCCCGUUUUUUACGACGCAAAGAACCCCCUACAAUCCGUUAAAUCAAGUGUUCAGAGUACAAGGGGAGAAUGGGUUCAAAUAAGUGAUAAAAAAAAAUCUACGAACUUAAGUAAAUUAUUAACUUAGUUAGGAAUUUGUUGUAAGAUAUAUUUUUAAUACAAUUACAAAAAAUACAAAAGUUAAGUUGAUUCGCGUGGUUUUUUUUUUUUUAAUUUAAUCCAUAACGUAUUGGUAUUUGCUUUUUCCAAUGGUAAUGGUAACUGAUAAUCCUCGAACAUUUUUCGUUAACCUCGUGCAACUGAGUGUUCCCUCGAUGAUGUCACCUAAAGG
Molecule: messenger RNA, 2004 nt
Organism: Psylliodes chrysocephalus
Lineage: Eukaryota; Metazoa; Arthropoda; Insecta; Coleoptera; Chrysomelidae
Source: the annotation of a GenBank genome assembly